This is a messenger RNA of Lytechinus pictus (painted urchin), 2915 nucleotides long. Its product is annotated as acyl-coenzyme A amino acid N-acyltransferase 1-like. Gene Ontology annotation, biological process: acyl-CoA metabolic process; fatty acid metabolic process. Gene Ontology annotation, molecular function: fatty acyl-CoA hydrolase activity. The transcript has 10 exons. The coding region runs from base 714 to 2096 and encodes 460 amino acids. The record is from RefSeq and is a predicted model, not a curated record. Lineage: Eukaryota; Metazoa; Echinodermata; Echinoidea; Temnopleuroida; Toxopneustidae.
GUGCCCCUGGAUCCUCGCUUGAAUUAAUGGAUGUGUUUAUUACAGUGCAUGGUUCACUGGUGUAUCUAAGAAUGCCCAACAGGGGUGCAUGGGGCAAUUCGAGAGAGCAAAGCAACUGAUAGGCGAAAUAUUUAGCUGAUUUUCCAAACUUUAGUUCCACCUCACCAAGAUGUGCACCCACCCAUGCUCAAACCCAUGCCCUUGGGUUACGUCACCUCUGUAUAAAGUCACUGAGAGAAAAGAACGUUAAUCCCUUUUCUCCGAUACGUUCGAUUUGUCACGGGGAACACGGGGACAAAGUCCACUCUUAAUACGAGACACGGCAUGCACUUCAUUAUUAUAAGCAAAAUUAUUCUACGAAACUAACAUGACUGCAGACAGGAAAGGGAAAUAGUCAAGAACAUAAUAUAUGCUCUAUACUGGUUAAACAAAUCCUGAUCGAACAAAGCCUUAAUUGAUCAUAUAUAAUGAGAGACAACGGGACAUACCCGAGGUGAUUGCAAGUAUACAGUUCCGAGGUAGUACUGCACUCACAACACAAUAUUUUCUCUUCUAAAUUGGUCAAUAAAUUCAUUUCAUCAAGUUGACACUUACAUCAACCCAUUGUCAAUUAAUGGAACUGAGUACUACUACCUGUAGAAAUCUUAUGGGAAUCACAGAAUUCCGUAGUCAACGGACUGAUUUAACUAGAACCGUGUGAGCAGAUUGCGGUAAUGGAUCUUGAUGUUGAGUCGUUUCCAAGGCUCCGUGUUCUCCCGGAGUGUAGUCUGAACGAUGAGGAUCUUCACAUCAAGGCCGUUGGUCUCAGACCCCACCAGAGGGUCACACUACGCGCUCACGUUUACUCUGAAUCAAGGAAACAUCGGUUCGAAUCCCAUGCUCGGUACGAAGCCGAUGACAGAGGAGUGGUGGAAGUCGAGAAGACACCAUCCCUCGGAGGAAGCUACCGGGGCAUCGAACCGAUGGGCUUGCUCUGGAGUCUAGAACCUGCACCAGAGGACGCCAGUAAGAGACCCCGCCUUGUCAAGCUCAACGUCCAGAAACCUUUCAUCUACACCUUCCAGCUGAUCGACGAUGAUGAUGAGAAUAAACUGAUGCAUUCCACUUCGGUCGAGAGAUGGUAUCUAGCCAGUUAUGUAGAGAGGCAUCUUGCGCAGCAUGGGACUGCAGACGGGUGCCUCUACCUCCCCCAAAAGAAGGGUGCCUCGGAUCCGCUGCCGGUGCUGCUCGAUAUCAGAGGUGGCGUGCCAUUCUUGGUGGAAGAUCGUCCAUCCUUGAUGGCAUCUCAUGGCUUCGCUGUCUUCUCCAUCAAUUACUUCCGAAAGAUGAUGGAGGGGAGGGUUGUCAUGCAUGAAAAAUGCAGAUACUUUGACCUUCAGAUAUUCCUGGACCUCUUCGAGUAUAUUGCCCUCCAUCCUCGACUGGACAUCAACCGAGUCGGCAUUGUGUCGUCAUGUCUCGGGAGCGUCCUGGCACUCCAAGCGGCUGCCAGGUUGAAGGAUCUGAUUCCUAUCCGAUGUGUGGCUGCUACCGGCUGUUUGGACUUUCUGGGUUAUCAGAUCGGUCUCAAGCUACCCGACGGAUCAACGAUCGAUCCUUACAACACUGCUGAUCAUUGCGAAGUAGUCGAGGACAAAGAUGGUGGAUUUAUAUGGCAGCUGAAUGAUUUCAACGCUUACGAUAAUCUCCAAGGUGACUUUUUAACACCGGUGGAAGACAUAACGUGCCCACUGCUUUUUAUCACUUCGGGUGACGAUCAGCAACUACCGUCAUACAAACGCAUGACAGCAAUGAAGGAUAGGAUAGAGAAAGUGGGUAAGGGUCAUCUCUUAGAGAGUAUCUAUCUUGAAGGUACGGGCCACUAUGUUGAUGCUCCGUAUCUACCUGUUUGCCGCCAAAAUAACAUGGAUCCAACUCUUCCUUAUCCUGUCUUUUCGAUCAACGGAGGCGAUCCACGACUCCAUGCAUAUGGACUUAACAAAGCUUGGCGGAAGUCGAUAAACUGGUUCCGGUGUCAACUAAACGUCACAGAAACCUACCGUUUAGAUUGGCUAGAUUCGAAUCCAUCAGUUUCACACCUUUCGUCCAAACUUUGAUGUUGACUAAAUAUUUCUUUGAUCCCUUGAUUUUAUUGGGCAUUUUCAUCUUCAAUGAAAACACAGUAAUUACAAAAUACUGAACAUGUGUAUCCUUUCAUGACUAACAAAUAAAUGUCUCACACUUAUUAGUUCUUGAUGGAUUGCUCUCGAAUAUACUUAAUGUGCAAUUAUUAUCGAACUACUAUAGAUGGAAUUGGAUAUUCAUCCGAUAUUGUUUCAGAUGAUCCUUAAGCCUUUAUAUCUUUCCCGUAAAUAUAGGAGAGAUUCCCGACAAUUUAAAAUUGCUUGUAUCUAUACAUAGUUGUUUCAAGAAAAAUUGCUAUGAAUCAUGUUCAAAGGAAAAUUGUUGUGCUUGCAUGAAUACUUGUAUGUGUAAUUUCAGUUGUUUAUGGUACGAUAUUCUGUUAAUAUAUACAUGAAAAAAUACGUUAAAAGAUGACAGCACUACACAAAAGAUUGAUGGAGAAUAUAUAUUUUUUUAAUUUCUAUAGAUGAAUAUCAUUUGUAAAUCAUCGUCGUUUAAUAGGAAUCGGACCGGGAAUCAAAAGUUCCAAAUCACAUUUGUUUUAUUGCUUUCGCAUUAAUAUUUCCUAUUUCAAAGAAUAUAAUUGACUUAAUUCGAACUGAAUCUUAUUUUGUAAAACUAUUAUAGGUGCAAGAGAGGUUUCUUGCAGGGCAUUUACCAUUCGUAAUAUGUGCUCUGCAUGGGUCACAACAUUCUAAAAUAAACGCGUUGUUCUGGAGAGUGUUAUAUAAUUAUGAAGAAAAUUCUAUUUUUCUUAAAAUGAUCAAUAAAGUCUCGGCAUUUGAUAAUUA